Messenger RNA from Aureobasidium melanogenum CBS 110374, 528 nucleotides. RefSeq lists its product as uncharacterized. The record is from RefSeq and is a predicted model, not a curated record. Lineage: Eukaryota; Fungi; Ascomycota; Dothideomycetes; Dothideales; Saccotheciaceae. The coding region runs from base 1 to 528 and encodes 175 amino acids. The transcript has a single exon.
AUGGCCAACAGCACCGUCUCUGAACCGUUCCCCAUCACCUUGACCAGCGGUAGAUACAUGGUCUACGAUGUUCAAACCAUUGCACACGUUCAGCGGAACCACGGCAUCGAAGGCGCAUCACAAGCACUCCAACAGUACAACCCUCUCGAACUCAGAUCUGAAGACGUCGCAUUACUAGUCAACAAAGGCGCCGCCCAGAUUAUCAGAGACGACAAGAGCAAGCCACCACAAUCACCUUCAACUGCGCCAGUGUCACCAAACGGCGUCCCCAAGAUCGCUACGGCCAGCGACAAUACACAAGACAACUGGAAUGAUAUUCCUGAAGAUAUGUUUGCGUCGCGAGGAAGGCCAAACAAGACUAAAAAGACUCGCAACCGCCUCGGCGUUUCACCUAUUCCUUCCACUGCGCCAGGAAGCCGUACCGCUAGUGUUGGUGGGCUUCAGCCUGGCCCGCCUACAUUGAGGCCUACCGCUUCGCAGCCAAUGUUGCGUCCGCCGCCUCCGCCUUCACGACAGACCUACUCUUGA